AUGGCUACAGAUGACUAUGCCUUCAUGAGAUUCAGUGUUUUUGAGUUUGCCUUAACCAUUUCUAUUAGUAUCGAGAGUAAACAUGAAGUCACAAUCCUGAGUGGACUCAAUGAAUUUGUAGUGAAGUUUUAUGGACCACAAGGAACACCAUAUGAAGGGGGUGUAUGGAAGGUGCGAGUAGAUCUUCCAGACAAAUACCCCUUCAAAUCGCCCUCUAUAGGAUUUAUGAAUAAGAUUUUUCAUCCGAACAUCGAUGAAGCGUCAGGGACAGUGUGUUUAGAUGUGAUCAACCAGACAUGGACUGCUCUUUAUGAUCUCACCAAUAUCUUCGAGUCGUUUUUGCCACAGUUGCUGGCCUACCCGAACCCCAUCGACCCUCUGAACGGGGACGCCGCAGCCAUGUACCUACACCGACCAGAGGACUACAAACAGAAAAUCAAAGAAUACAUCCAGAAAUAUGCAACAGAGGAGGCUCUGAAGGAGCAGGAGGAAGGAGCGGGCGACUCUUCUUCAGAAAGCUCCAUGUCUGACUUUUCAGAGGACGAAGCUCAGGACAUGGAGUUGUAGUUAAGGG
Sinocyclocheilus grahami is the source of this 574-nucleotide messenger RNA. RefSeq names its product ubiquitin-conjugating enzyme E2 H. Lineage: Eukaryota; Metazoa; Chordata; Actinopteri; Cypriniformes; Cyprinidae. The transcript has 7 exons. Bases 1 to 567 code for a protein of 188 amino acids. The record is from RefSeq and is a predicted model, not a curated record.